Molecule: messenger RNA, 813 nt
Organism: Aspergillus heteromorphus CBS 117.55
Lineage: Eukaryota; Fungi; Ascomycota; Eurotiomycetes; Eurotiales; Aspergillaceae
Exons: 3
Coding region: 1-813 (270 amino acids)
Biological process (GO): peptidyl-proline hydroxylation to 4-hydroxy-L-proline
Cellular component (GO): endoplasmic reticulum
Molecular function (GO): iron ion binding; L-ascorbic acid binding; procollagen-proline 4-dioxygenase activity
Source: RefSeq, a predicted model, not a curated record
AUGAUCCUCCAAACCCUCCUCCAACAAACCCCUCCCCUCAUCUCCAUCCUCAUCCUCAUCCUCCUCCUCCACCACCACCCCCAACUGGCCCCUCUCCGCCCCCUCCUCCCCUCCACCUCCCUCACCCUCGAACCCCUCCUCCCCGACCAAAUCUACCUCAUCCGCAACUUCUUCCCCUCGACCCUAUGCAAAACCUACACCUCCUUCCUGGCCUCCCUCCCCCUGACCACCACCCCGGGGAAACCCAAAAAGGGCGAUGCCGUGCGCGUCAACGACCGCUUCCAGAUCCAGGAUGAGCGGUUCGCCGAGAUGCUGUGGAGUCAGACGGCGCUGAGGGAGUUGGUGAUGCAUCCGGAUGGCUAUGAUUAUGAUUAUGGUUCUUAUGAGGAUGGGGAUGGGGAUGAAGAAAGAGAACAGAAAAAGAAUGAUCAUGAUGUGAAGCAUACAUGGGGCGGAGAUCCCCUCGGAUUGAACGCCAAUAUACGCAUUUAUCGAUACUCGAAGGGCCAAUUCUUUGCGCAGCAUUACGACGACUCCAACACCCUGACCUUCACACGGCCCAAUGACCCGCCGCGCGCGGGCCGCACAACCUGGACGCUCCUCAUCUACCUGACGGGCUGCGAGGGCGGGGAGACGGUCUUCUAUCCCGAGGCGACGCGGGCGAACCGGAACCCGGCGCCGGUGUCGGUGGCCCCGGAGCCCGGGAUGGCGCUGCUGCAUCGCCACGGCGAUCGGUGUAUGCUGCAUGAGGGGAAGGAGGUGCGGCAGGGGGAGAAGUGGGUGUUGAGGAGUGAUUUGGUGGUGGCGCGGUGA